AUGCAACAGCAACAAAGGCAGAAUCGAGGAAACCAGCAAGGAGGAAACUUUGUAAAUGAGUGGAAAGGAAGAUGUUUCAGAUGUGGUCAACAGGGGCAUCGUCGAAGUGAGUGUCCUCAAGGUGGAGAGUAUUUUAUGGAUCAGCGAGGGGCACAACAAUACAGCAGAUGCCAACCUGGGCAAGGUUCUAAGCCUACUCAAACUACUCAGACCAACAAGGGGCAGGCACAAGCCUCUAAGAAUGCAAGCCGACCAAGAACACAACCACAAGGAGCUGGAAAUAGGAAGAAACCAGGAGAGACUAACCAACAAGCAGUAGGGAGAAUGUAUGCUCUCCAAGAAGAAGAAGAUGUUAAUAACCCAUCAGUGAUUCAAGGUAUGUUAAUCCUUAUGAAUUCUUGGGUUAAAGUACUGUUUGAUUCUGGAGCUUCGCAUUCUUUUAUAUCCACUGCAUGUGUGACAAGUUUGGGUCUAGAGCCAGAGACGCUAGGGAUAGCUAUGAGGGUCGCUUCGCCCUUAGGAGGUCAAACCCGAGUAAAUCUAGUAUGUAAAUCUUGCGAGCUAGAAAUCUCCGGUUCACAUUUGAUCUGUGAUCUAAGAGUUAUGGAUAUGUCUGAUUUUGACGUCAUCCUAGGAAUGGACUGGUUGUCAGUUCAUCGAGCCAUUAUUGAUUGUUACUGUAAGACAGUGACAACAUCCUCCCUUAACGGCACGAAAGUUCAAUUUAAAGGGGAUAGACAAGAUUCUCUAACUCCAACGUGUCGCAAGUCGUGA
This is a messenger RNA of Camellia sinensis, 774 nucleotides long. Lineage: Eukaryota; Viridiplantae; Streptophyta; Magnoliopsida; Ericales; Theaceae. The record is from RefSeq and is a predicted model, not a curated record.